UGUAAAUCAUCUUUUUAGCGAACUUUUAUUCAUUUAAGACAAAUACAUGGAUUCAUCUGCCGGUGUAUUAAAGUUCUUAAAGUGAAACGUUUUCAAACCCUAAAGCCACUGAUAUACUACCAAGAUAAUGUCCUAUGGAGCUUAAUAACUUUUCUAAAAAUCGAAUACUAGUAAAUCCAGAUGAAAUAUUUUUACAUAAUGCUUGGGAUGAUGCAUCUUGGACUGAUGAACAAAUAAGUGAUGCAUUAAACAUAAUAGAAAAAAACUCUAAAAACAAAUUAGAUGAGGAAACUAUAAAAAAUUAUGAAAAUAAAGCAUCUUUUUAUUGGGAUGAAUUUUAUGCAACCCAUGAAAACAAUUUUUUUAAAAACAGAUUAUGGUUGUUUACAGAAUUCUCAGAAAUAUUAACUAAAAGUAAUAAUGGAUUAGCAAUAACACAAAGAUCAAAUAAUGCUACCCUACCUUUUUUACCCUUGUAUAAAUACUUUUUCAGUCUUCCAAAAUUAAAUGAACAGAAGAUGACUGAUGACUUUUUAAGAGAAUCUUAUAAUAUUUUUGAAAUUGGGUGUGGCGUGGGGAACACAAUAUACCCAAUAAUAGAAAAAAUCAAGGAUAAACAUUCUUACAUAUUUGGUUGUGACUUUUCUCAACAUGCCAUUAAAGUUCUAAAAUCAAACCCUAGUUAUGAUGCCACAAAAUGCCAUGUGUUUUUAUGCGAUAUCACUCAAGAGGAUGUGAAUUUAAAAUUUCCUUUUCCGAUAAAUAGCAUAGAUGUUAUAAUUUUGAUAUUCGUUUUGUCUUCGAUUCAUCCUUUAAAAUUAAAGCCUGCAAUAACUCAAAUUUUACCGUACCUAAAAGUAGGAGGAUACAUAUUGAUCAGAGACUAUGGUAGGUACGAUUUGGCUCAACUAAGAUUUAAACAAGGUAAAUGUCUAGGCGACAAUUUCUACGUUCGUUGUGAUGGCACCAGAGCUUAUUUUUUUACUCAAGAGGAGAUGAGAAACUUAUUUUUAGAUUUAAAUGGGGGAAAACAAAACAAUCAGCUGAUCGAAAUUCAAAAUAUAAUGGAUAAACGAAUCAUAGUUAACAGAAAGAAAAUGUUGAAAAUGCAUAGGGUUUGGAUACAAUGUAAAUAUCAAAAAAUAUGAACAUCGAAAUAUAAAAAGCGUAG
Messenger RNA from Gordionus sp. m RMFG-2023, 1171 nucleotides. RefSeq names its product tRNA N(3)-methylcytidine methyltransferase METTL2-like. The transcript is spliced from 11 exons. Bases 135 to 1148 code for a protein of 337 amino acids. Lineage: Eukaryota; Metazoa; Nematomorpha; Gordioida; Chordodea; Parachordodidae. Gene Ontology annotation, molecular function: tRNA (cytidine-N3)-methyltransferase activity. The record is from RefSeq and is a predicted model, not a curated record.